Styela clava is the source of this 3058-nucleotide messenger RNA. Lineage: Eukaryota; Metazoa; Chordata; Ascidiacea; Stolidobranchia; Styelidae. The record is from RefSeq and is a predicted model, not a curated record.
GCCUCCACUCUUAUAACUUACUUUUUUUCAUACAGCAGGUACCGUAAAUCAUUGUUUAUUGAUAGCCUAAUAGUGAUUCAUACAUGUUAACAUCGUAUUGGAAAGCUGAUGUUUUCAGAACUGAACACCCACAGCGAGACAAAGUGAUUUAGAGGGUUAAGAUUUCGACCUGGAGCCGCCACAGACUACGUAGAUCAUGUUGAGGUUUAUUCGAAAAAGAGUUCGAUCCAAAGCCUCGAAUCUAGGGGACGAUGUUGAAGUUUAUUCGAAAAGAGUUCGAUCCAAAGCCUCGGAUCACAAGGACAAUGUUGAAGUUUAUUCGAAAAGGAGGAAACAGAAACUAUACCAGAAAAGUGAAAGAAUAUUAACCAAUCAGACUCAGAGGUUGACGACUCCACUCGCGACUCUGAGAUUAGAACACUGCUCUUCGGCAGAUACCGAUCGUUGGGGAGUAGCAACAUAUUCAGUGAUUUCCCUACACCCCCUAAUUCUCAGGCGAAUGCAGUGAAUAUGAAACACUUCAAGAACGAAACUAGAUAUCUAAAGGUUUCCUGAACAAACAAAACAAAGACGCUCGUUCUUCAGAUGAUUUGCCACUAUUACAUUUUUAAUUUUCUUCUCCCGUUUGUUAUAAUGUUAAUGUCUUUUUAUUUAUCGUUUGAAUUUCAUAUUCUGUUGUCAGUACUCAUACAAGCUGCCCCUAUUACGCAGAGGCCAACACCACUAGAUAAGGUGUGGUCUAGAUUUUUCGAUCAAAGGUCAAAAAAAUUGCCCACUUGGAUUGGCGGGCCAUGUUAGUGUGAAGUUACAUAUUAUGAAAAAUAUUCAAAAAGGUGAAAAACAAUGAGCCUCGUGUCAAAAUUUAAUUUAAUCGCAAUUGAAUUAUUUCCAUCUAAAACAUCAAAAUUUGGUUUUAUUUUGGUUGUCGCGGCCCAGAUUGAUUUGGGAGCUGUAGUUUGCCCAUGUCAGCACUAGACCAAUCAUUUUGGGGUUUUCAUAAAUUCCGUGAUACCAGGUUCUCACAAUUUCCACGUUUGGGGGGUGGAUAUCCCGUUUUUUCCAGUUCUGAAUUGACGUCCAAUCUGCCAUAAAAAUCCUCGCACGAAGUGUCAUAUCUAUGUAGAAUGGCGCCCAUGACAAAGUCUAAAAUGCGCCCCCUUGAUAUUUGUUUGACAAUUUAUAACGACUAUUAUUGAAUUGAGAUACCUGUACGUAUUAUUUGAGUAAAAUACGAGUUUCAGUUAUUCCCAAUUUGAAUUUAUUUUAUUGAAACUUUAUAGGAUUGAUAUUUUCCACAGUUUUUUGUCCCUGUCACUAGCCAUGGUUGCCACACCCAAGACACGCCACUGCAUUCCCGCGAAAUAGUGAUUUAUGUCCAAUUUGCAAAGAUUUUAUCAAAUUGAUAAUAUUUUUCAUCUUCACGUUUUAUUUGAAGUUUGAAUUUAAGUCUUGUUAUUUAAACGUCCCGCCCAAUCACCCACCUCUUUAAUUUUAUAAACACCUUCCUAAAAUAAAAAGCUGGGGAACAUACUGUUUUUGCUAUGAGCAUAACUGAAGACAAGCCGUCACUGGUACGUAAGAGCUUUCCAGUAACUACCAAGCCCACUCUCAAACAAAAUUCCUGAGUCUAUUCGCCGUUAUGCCACCACAUUUUCCGUUCUUUCGUUCCAAACAAGCAUUGAAAUGUAAAAUCCCGGCACGGCAAUGUUUCUUCCAAACGCCAAAAAAACUGAUUAAUAAAUGUUCGUGAUGUUUUUAGGUACAUAUUUUUGUCUUUAGUUGUUCGUCGUUCAGUCUGUCUUUUGUAUGUAUUUCAUGCCUUCUCUUCUAAACUAGGCUCGAGAAAUACAAAAGCCCUAAGCCCUGGGUUUCUAGUUCGGUAUUGCGCCAAAUUUAACUGGGGGUGCGCAUUUUCGCAUACUCGUAGAAGAUCUAGCGCGUAGCUGCAACAAGAAAAUUUCUUGAGCUUUUUUUGCGUUUGCUCCCAACAAAAUCCCAGACAAGCAUGACAUACCCAAACUGAACAAGUUGCUCACCUUAUUUGCUAAAUUCGAGUCCAACAGGCCCUGAAACAGUAAUCUUUUGCGUUUUCAUAUAAUAUUGUUCCGUUAUUUAUCUGCUAUUUAUUUAACAUUCUUUAUUUUCAUAUGUCUUAAUGAGCAAUAUCCCCUGAAUAUGCAUUUUCACAUAUUCGCCAAAACGGCAUUGCCAACCUAAUUUGCGCCAAGUCCCAGACAAACGGGCCCAGAAACAGUAAUCAAUGGCAAUUUUAUGUUCUGUAUAAUUUUAUUCCGUUACUCAUUUGCAUUUUAUUAUAUGUCAUAAGCAGUAUUCUCUCAUUAUGCAUAUUCGCCGAAACGGCAUGCAUUGCCCACCAAGAUUGUGCUAAACUUGAUCCCAACAGUGAUAAAUAUUAUUUUAUGUUUUUGCAUUUUUAUAUAAUUUUAUAUGUCAUAUGCAGUAUUCUUCCCUCAUUAUGCAUUUUCGGCAUUGCCCACAAAAUUUGCGUUAAAUUCGAGCCCAAUAGGUUUAUGUUUUAUAUUUUGUCCCGUCAGUUACAUGUUAACGUUAUUUCGUUGCAAGUUAUUUCCAUCCCUUCACUCAGAACAAGGCUCAGUCGCGCAUAUGUAAAAGCCCUGGCCCCAAAACCGUGAUCAAUCGUACUACGAUAUGUCUUUAAAUAUUUAUAUAUAUUUUGUCCCGUUAUAAGUUAACGUUUAAAUUUUGCAAGUUAUUUCCAUCCCUUCACUCAAAACGAGGCCCGAUCGCCCAUAUGUAAAAGUCCCGACCCCAAAACUGUGAUAAAUUGCGCUAUAUGUCUUUUCAUAUAUUUUUGUUUCGUAAGUUAUUUACUCUAUGCGACCAAGUCUGAUUUAUUAGCAGUUUUUAAAUACUUCAGUGUUUAUUUUACAAUGUUUUGGUAAUCUGGUUUCCGUUAUUGAUGUGUCUUCAUUUAUUUUUGUAACUGGUAAAGUUCCUCGUAGUUUUCCUUGUUGAUGUAUGUAUGUAUGAGUGUAAACUUGUUGUACACGAAUCACACGGCAAUAAAAAUGAGAAG